AUGGUGCGAAACGCGGGAAAAUCAGGUCGUUACUCGCAUUCGGCCUACGAGAACCUGUGCAUGCUGACGUGUGACGAGGAUGAGCACGUCUUCGGCGCCGAAGGCCCAUCUGGAGACUCCAUAACGAACCCCAUAGCUGAUUCUGAUGAUCGCAACGAUUAUAUUUUUCACGAGGUUAUUAAAAUGGCCCGUCAAAAUAACUGUUCUUCAUUUUGUUAAAUCCGAACUUCCAAGAAAGAAAGUCACAGUAAUAAAGCUCAGAUCAAAGAAUACGCUUCUAAAUCACUUUACGAUUUUUAAAUUCGAGCUUUUUUUCGCAUAAAUUCUCAUUUUGAUAAAGUAAACCUUGUUCUCUUCGAGUAAAGUAAUGGUGAAAAAAGAAGGACAAUGUGAAUUCGCGACAACUCAAGAACUAAUGCGAAAAAAUCCUCUCAGGUGACCCUGAAGAAGGAAGACAGCUUAGGCAAUGGACUCGGCUUCGGAAUCGUGGGUAACCGCACCAGCGGCGUUUUUGUGGCCUACGUUCACCCUUCAUCUACCCAGGUAAACGGAAGUUGCAUUUUCUUUUAUUUUUAGAAAUACUGUAGACUCUUGAGUUAUCAGAUAUUUGCUGUCUAAUGUUUUUCUCUACCCCAUGCCUUUUUUUGCAAAAAAAGACUGACUAGCUUGGAAAUUACUAUACGAGUUCUGGCACACUUCGACUUGCCAUUUCGGCCGUUGAAAACCCAUAGAACCCAACAUCAAUUUCAGUCCCAAGAGGCAUUACUCAGCAUUGAACUCAACGUUUGACCGAUUUCCUUCCUGUUUUUCUUUUUCGAAAUCCGAAUGAAAAAGUGGUCCCUAUAGGGGUUUAGGGUCUGACUCCCAAGCACCCAAAGCUCAAGUGGACCCUAUAGGGGUCUUUCUAUUUCAUUCAAUAAACGCUCAUUUAUUCAGUUUUUUGCAUGGAAAUGCUUCUUCGCUUAGAGUACAUAACAAUUAUCGACUAUCAUGUUCCCUAUGGGGACCACUUCUUCAAGCUUUAGUGGCCCCUAUAGGGUUUGGUUAAGUGGUUCCUCUAAAAGCUCCUAAGGGUGCCCCUAUAGGGACCACUCUGGAGUUCCUAAGAAGAAUUAAAAGCAUCAGAAGUAGUAGACGAGUUUUGAUAGUUUCGAGGACCAGCUGCUUCUGCAUGUAGGAGCAGUACCUAGAAAGUUUAUUUCACCUAAACUCAGGCGCAAAAACUUCUUCCCGGGGACCGAUUAAUGGCUUGCGAGAAGUGUUCUUUGCGGGCAGUCACGGCAGAUCAAGUGAGUUAAAAUUAUUCUUUGAGUGAAAUGUCUGAUAAAGGUUCUGAUAUGUACAUCAAGUGAAUCAUCAAGACUUGGUAAUUGACCUAAGUCAGGGUACUUGAAAACGAUCGCAAAAAUUGCAUAUUCUUCUUUCCAUUCUUCUGAUUCUGUUUUCUUUGUUGACAACUAUUGCACAACAAAAUUUUCAAAACAAUGAAUAAAAUAAAAGGAGAGUGAGAUUGGUAGAAAACGAAAUGACAAAUCGAAAAACACUCAAAAUAUAAUUAAUCUUGAGGCGGCUUGUAUCCUGAGGUACCACAUGCAACAGCACGGAUAUCUUCGGAUAGCUGUGGAAAGGAAAAGGAACGGCGAGAAGUUGAUGUCCGUGCGGAGGAUGCAAGGAAGAUAUGCGGACAGGGUCGGACAGCACGGCGACGAGAAUUGUCCAACCUCUGCUCAAGAACUGACGAAUCCUCACUGGAACCAAAGUUCCAGAUGUUUGGACAAAGUUCUACUGAAAAUGACCUCGUCAAGGUCCGUCGAGGUAUUGCGAACGGAAGUUUUCAAAAAACGGCCUUUUCUCCAAACACGAAAUGCUUUUCUGAGCUAUGUACCGCUGGAAACAGCUAACACGCAGUUCACAGUGUGCCCUCAUUGCAACUCGCGAACCCGACUCGUAAGUCGUACCCAUCUCUUUUCUAACAAAAAAUAGAAUUUUCAGCUAUACUUACACCAGUUCUCCCAUGGUCUCUUCAACUCGACUCUACGGUUACUCACAUUAUCUCGCUCUGCCUACUCUCUUCUAUGAAUUUUGA
Caenorhabditis auriculariae is the source of this 2086-nucleotide messenger RNA. Lineage: Eukaryota; Metazoa; Nematoda; Chromadorea; Rhabditida; Rhabditidae. The record is from the annotation of a GenBank genome assembly.